UCCGGUAGCCCAGUGGUACCGGUACCCGGGGGUCCCCAGUGCUGCUCGGUGUUUCCUUAACGCGGCUCAAGGGUCCCCAGUGCUUCCCGGCGUGUCCCCAAUGUUGCUCAGGGGUCCCCGGGCCUGCCCAGUGCUGUCCGAGGGGGCUCCCAAUGUUGCUCCGGGGUCCCUAAUCUUGCACGAGGUCUCUAAUGUUGCUGGAGUGUCCCCAGUGCUAUCCGGGGGUCCCUAACGCUAUCAAGGUGUCCCCAGUGCUGCUUGGGGGCAUCCCCAGUGGUCCUUGGGGAUCUCCAAUGCUGCUGGGGUGUCCCAAUGCUGCUCGCUGGUCCCCAAUCCUGCCAGGCUGUCCCCCGGGCUCUUCGGUGGUCCCCAAUUUUACUACGAGUGCCCCAAAAGAUACCCGAGGGUCCCCAGUGCCGUCUGGGGGUGUCCCAGUCUUUCUCGGAGGUGUCCUCAGUGCUGCUCGGGUGUCCCCUCUGCUGUUUGGGUUGUCCCCAAUGUCGCUUCAAGGAUCUCUGGUGCUGCUGUAUUGUCCCCAGGGCUGCCGGGUGUCCCUGUUUUUGUCCCCUCUCCCUGACCUGCUCUUGUCCCCAGGUCGCCAUGCCCGUGGAGCCCUUGGUCUGUGCCGACACGGCCACGCGGGUGAGCUCCGUGCUGAACCGGGAUGUGAAGCAGUUUGGGAAGCAGCAUAUGUUCGACGGGAGCGAGGAGACCUGCUGGAACUCAGACCAGGGCACGUGCCAGUGGGUCACCCUGGAUUUCCCCCGCCCUGUCAAGGUCUCCCAGCUCCACAUCCAGUUCCAGGGCGGAUUCUCCAGCAGGUUGUGCACCUUGGAAGGCUGCAGAGCAGGGGAGGAACUGGUGAAAAGAUCCACCCUGUACCCCCAGGAUGUCCAUGCCAUGCAGACAGAUUCCAGGUGGAGGAGAUGGUGCUGGAUAAGCUGAAGAUCACCUUUGAGGACAGCAUGGACUUUUUUGGGAGGAUUGUGGUCUACCACCUUGGGGUGCUGGGCGAGAGGCUCUAAGGCAGCAGCAAGGGACAGCAUGGGAGGGGGAGGGGAAGGGGACAGCAAACGAUGCCACAGGGGACACGCAGCCUCCCAGCUGCACCCCAGGGUGCUGAGAGGGACCCCUGGAUGGCAGGGAGAGAGGGACAGCGAUGCAGGGGCUUUGGGGGGACACAAAGAUGGGACUGGGUGAAUACAUGAUGUCCCAGCUGCAACGUGUUGGGGACCAGCUGGGGCUGUGCCACCUUCCUGGCUGGCAAGG
Calypte anna (Anna's hummingbird) is the source of this 1269-nucleotide messenger RNA. RefSeq names its product nuclear receptor 2C2 associated protein (gene NR2C2AP). The transcript has 5 exons. NCBI's taxonomy places the organism in Eukaryota, Metazoa, Chordata, Aves, Apodiformes, Trochilidae. The record is from RefSeq and is a predicted model, not a curated record. Bases 192 to 1025 code for a protein of 277 amino acids.